Messenger RNA from Trichobilharzia regenti, 753 nucleotides. The record is from the annotation of a GenBank genome assembly. Lineage: Eukaryota; Metazoa; Platyhelminthes; Trematoda; Strigeidida; Schistosomatidae.
UUUAAAAUCUAGUUGAAUGAAGACAGGCUUUUUUUAACUGUGAUUUGUUUGGUAUUUGAGCCUUCACAUCUUCCAUAUUUGUUAAUGAAUCUUUGAGGAUAGCCGUUGUUUUUCAGCACCUUUUCGAGAUUCGUAAAUUCUCCCUCUAGUUAUUCUGUAGAGCAUAUUCUCCUCGCUUUAUAGUACAGAGUCUUGACUAAUUGACCAAUUUCAAAUUGUACUGUUACAUUUAUGUUGUGUAUAAGUCAGAUUAAAUUUAUUGUAUAUAAGCAGUUAGAAAAAACUAUGGCAAAGGUCGGUAAGGGUAUACAACUUCCACUUUCAUGGAUACCUGGAAGUAGUGGAUGUUAUCCACAUAAUGCAGUUAAUGUUGAAGAUGUUUAUGUGAUAAGAAGUAAACACGGUGGUGAGCUGCUACCUGGAAAAUUGAUCCCUGCACAUGGAAGGUGUUACUGUCCCUAUGAUGGAAAAGAGCUACAGUCAAAUGAUUACGAAGUAUUGUGUGACAGUUCUGUUCCUGGUACUGUUAAAGGAUAUGGUUGGGAAGAAGCCAGUGGAGGCCAUAUACCAAAAAAUGCAAUUGUUGCUGGAAUCUCCAAAGACGGUAGCCCAUUGUACGUGGUAAAGGGUUACGUCGGUGGAGAGUUAUGCAUUGGAAAGUUACACGAUGGUCAUCCAUGCGCUUAUUUACCAUGGGGUGGUAAAGAGAAUCGAGUUGAUGAAUAUGAUGUACUUGUUUGGAGAAAACAUUGA